AUCUCUCCAUCUCCCAAAAUCUCUGUCUCCCUUCUCUUUCAAUUUAAAUCUCUCCAUCUCCCUUCUCUUUCAAUUUUCUGGACUCUUCCCCCUCUUAUACUACUCUGGCAAAGUCCAACGACCCACACUAAUCUCUCAUCCUAACUUUCAUUCUCACCGUCCCUCUAUAGAUCCACACAUUUUGCAAACCAUCUUUCUCUCUCUUACCACAAACCAUUUCUUUCUCAACAAUCACCGCUCAUGGAGGACUGAAGACCAUUUUUGCUGAAAGGCUGCUAUAUAGGGCAGUAAAACUUACUUUGCAAGCUGCUCUAGUGAGAGAAAAGAGGAGCUCUGAUCUAGUUAUGGAUGUGAAACCUGGCAAGGCCAUACCUGCUUCCUUGGAACUCCUCAAUGAAGCAUACGAUGAAUGUAGCAAGGUUUGAGCAGAGACCUCACCUUCUUGUGCAGCAGCUCAAUUGAUUUUGAAACUUUUGGUUCAUGAAAUAAUGUAUCAAAUUUUACUGUGAAGAUAGAGGUUUUGGGGUCAAUUGCAGGGCUCUGGUUGGAACCUUGAAUUUGAAGGUUAAACGAAGGUUACCCAACAAAGAAAAAUUGUGACCUUUCCUGUGAUGCUGCAUAUGUUUGGACCUCACCUUGUUGAGUAGCAGUGCAGCUGAUUUUGAAACUUUUGUUUCAUGAAAUAAUGUAUCAAAUUCUAUGGUGAAAAUGGAGGAUUGGGAAUCUGAGGAUUUUGUACCAAUUCCACCUGCUGUUUCAAAGGAACAACCGAAGGGCUUAUGGGAUGAUGAAGAUGUUGAGGAAGACAAUGUGAAAGAGUCUUGGGAAGAUGAAGAUGAUGCUCCCCAGCCAAAGAAGUCAGAACCUGCUACUUCAGAAAAGACUGCUCCCGAAGCUGUGCCAAAAGUGAGUGGAAAGAAAGGGAAAACUGCCAAAGUAGAGGAGGAUAAAGUAGCUGCUGACCCCAUAGCAGAGAAACUACGUCAACAGAGGCUUGUGGAAGAAGCUGAUUACAAAUCUACAACAGAAUUGUUUGCGAAGAGAGCUGAUGAGAAGUCCCUCGACAAUUUUAUUCCCAAGACUGAGAAUGACUUCUUGGAGUAUGCUGAACUAAUCUCCCAUAAGCUUCGGCCCUACGAGAAAAGCUUUCAUUACAUAAACUUGCUCAAGGCCGUCAUGAGGCUGUCUAUGACUUCAAUGAAAGCUGCUGAUGCCAAAGAGGUGGCUUCUUCGGUCACUGCAAUUGCGAAUGAGAAACUCAAGGCAGAGAAAGAAGCCAACGCUGGGAAAAAGAAGACGGUUAAAAAGAAACAGCUCCAUGUUGAUAAGCCAGACGAUGAUGUUGUUGGUGCUUAUGAUGCCUUGGAUGAUUAUGAUUUCAUGUAAACUUACGGGGGUUUCUUCCUUUUUUUUUUUUUUUAAGGCUAAAACCAAGCAGAAAAUAUUGAAAGCCCAAUGUCGUAAAAAUGGGCGUUGUCUAGAUGCAGAUAAACGCUUCUAGAGGAGAUUGCUUACGAGUGUCUUUUGAAGUUUUGCGGCAUGUGGAAUGAGGGUAUCGAAUGAGUGUUUUGAGAAAUUCAGUUUGAGAACUUGAUGUUGUGGUUGUUAUGUUUGCACUUCCCCCUUGCAACAUGUCUUCAUUCUUUUGA
Messenger RNA from Amborella trichopoda, 1649 nucleotides. RefSeq lists its product as uncharacterized. Gene Ontology annotation, cellular component: eukaryotic translation initiation factor 3 complex; cytoplasm. Gene Ontology annotation, molecular function: translation initiation factor activity. NCBI's taxonomy places the organism in Eukaryota, Viridiplantae, Streptophyta, Magnoliopsida, Amborellales, Amborellaceae. The record is from RefSeq and is a predicted model, not a curated record.